This is a messenger RNA of Photinus pyralis (common eastern firefly), 1308 nucleotides long. It is a transcript of the gene Rae1, whose product is annotated as mRNA export factor. The transcript is spliced from 3 exons. Gene Ontology annotation, biological process: RNA export from nucleus; transcription-dependent tethering of RNA polymerase II gene DNA at nuclear periphery. The record is from RefSeq and is a predicted model, not a curated record. Lineage: Eukaryota; Metazoa; Arthropoda; Insecta; Coleoptera; Lampyridae. Gene Ontology annotation, cellular component: nuclear pore. Gene Ontology annotation, molecular function: RNA binding; ubiquitin binding. The coding region runs from base 119 to 1195 and encodes 358 amino acids.
CAUUUGGAAACAUGGCAACAUGGUUAUUUAAGUUGGCUUGUUUUGAUGUUUGCGAAGUUUCAUAAAAUUAAAUCGAAAUUGUAUAAUUAGCCUAGAAAUCUGAAGAAUUUUGAUUAAAAUGUUUAAUCAAAGUGUAAACAGCUUCAAUGCGGCAGCAGCACCGAGUACUGCAAAUCCGAUGAAAGAUUUUGAAGUAACGUCUCCCCCAGAUGAAUCUAUUAGUUCUUUGGCGUUUUCACCCGCUACAAUUCCUCAAAAUUUUCUAAUUGCCGGCAGUUGGGACAAUAACGUAAGGUGUUGGGAGGUAGAGCAGACCGGUAAAACCAUUCCUAAAAGCAUGCAAACUUGCGGUGCUCCUGUUUUGGAUGUUUGCUGGAGUGAUGACGGAUCGAAGGUGUACAUGGCUGGGUGUGAUAAACAAGCGAAAGCAUGGGACUUGGCAAGUAAUCAAGUGAUGCAAGUUGCCCAACAUGAUGCACCGAUUAAGACUUGUCACUGGAUUAAAUCACCCAAUUACAGCUGUCUAAUGACCGGCUCUUGGGAUAAAACGCUUAAAUUUUGGGAUCCACGAAGUCCGACGCUUAUUAUGAGUAUCAACUUGCCGGAAAGGUGUUACUGCGCCGAUGUAGAUUAUCCAAUGGCUGUGGUGGGAACUGCAGGUCGUCACAUUAUUGUCUACCAAUUGGAAGGAACUCCACAGGAGUACAAGAGAUUGGAAAGUCCACUGAAAUACCAGCAUCGCUGCGUUUCCAUUUUUAGGGAUAAAAAGAAAUCUCCGACCGGUUAUGCACUAGGUUCCGUUGAGGGAAGAGUUGCGAUACAAUACGUCAAUCCCACCAAUCCCAAAGACAAUUUUACUUUUAAAUGUCACCGUUCAAACGGCACUCCAAAUGGAUACCAGGACAUUUAUGCAGUAAACGACAUUGCUUUUCAUCCGGUUCAUGGAACGUUGGCCACUGUAGGCUCCGAUGGUUCGUUCAGCUUUUGGGAUAAGGAUGCUCGAACCAAACUGAAACCUUCGGAAUUAAUGGAACAGCCUGUUACACGUUGUGCAUUUAAUCAUAAUGGACAAAUCUUUGCAUAUGCUGUAAGUUACGAUUGGAGUAAAGGGCACGAGUAUUACAACCCCAUGAAAAGGAAUUACAUUUUUCUACGCCCUUGUUACGAUGAGCUGAAACCGAGAUCCGCUUCUUAAUUGUGUACAUUUAUACUUUGCUUAUGUUCUAUCAUGUAUUGAUUUUUACUUUGCUUUUAGCAUAAGGUUUCUGGUAGAUAAACAAUAAAAUAAAUUAAUCGUUUAUCUUUAUU